AUGAGGCCCCUCCGGGGUCAGCUGGAUCGCCGGAGCAGGAGCUGGUGGGACCCCCGGCGGGACAGGAACCGGAGCCGGCGGGACAGGUGUAGACGGAACCCCCGACGGGACAGGCAUAGACGGGACCCUGGACGGAACAUGGGCCGGUAUCAGCAGGACCCCCAACAGGACAGGUUCUUCAACCCAUUUUACCUCCAGUGUGUGGAAGUCCCCAUCCUUUCUCACAAGGACUGCGAUGGCUCCUACCCCGGCCUGAUCACUGACCGCAUGGUGUGCGUUGGAUACCUGGAGGGAGGCAAGGAUGCUUGUCAGGGUGACUCUGGUGGUCCUCUGGUGUGUAACGGAGAGCUGCAGGGUGUCGUGUCCUGGGGCCAUGGCUGCGCUCAACCCAACUACCCGGGCGUUUACACCAAAGUCUGCUCUCUGAUGCCCUGGAUCAACGAUGUUCUCUCCACAUACUCCUAGGCUGUGAUCUCCCAUCACAGAACUACAGGAGAGGGGAAAUCAGAGAGAGAUUGAAAUUGAAGGAGACAGGAGGUGGCGGUGGGGAGUGUUGAAGAGAGAGGCAGCGGAAGAGAGGCUGUGAGUGAGACACAAGGAGAAGCCGAGGG
Molecule: messenger RNA, 611 nt
Organism: Trematomus bernacchii (emerald rockcod)
Lineage: Eukaryota; Metazoa; Chordata; Actinopteri; Perciformes; Nototheniidae
Product: anionic trypsin-2-like
Exons: 3
Coding region: 1-465 (154 amino acids)
Biological process (GO): proteolysis
Molecular function (GO): serine-type endopeptidase activity
Source: RefSeq, a predicted model, not a curated record